Messenger RNA from Halteromyces radiatus, 1749 nucleotides. RefSeq lists its product as uncharacterized. The record is from RefSeq and is a predicted model, not a curated record. Gene Ontology annotation, molecular function: DNA binding; zinc ion binding; histone binding. Gene Ontology annotation, cellular component: SWI/SNF complex. The transcript is spliced from 2 exons. Lineage: Eukaryota; Fungi; Mucoromycota; Mucoromycetes; Mucorales; Cunninghamellaceae. Gene Ontology annotation, biological process: positive regulation of DNA-templated transcription. Bases 1 to 1641 code for a protein of 546 amino acids.
AUGGAAGAAACAACAACAACAACAACAACGGAACCUACAGAAGAACAAGAAGCAACCAAGGAAGAAAAUGAAACAACGGAAGCAACAUCUAUAGUGGAAGGCGACGAAGAACCUAUGACAACCAACAUGGACACUUCAACAGAUCGAUCUAGUUUGGAUGAUGAAGCUCGCAAUUAUCUCAUGACACAAGUUCAACAAGUCCAAAUACCCGAACACACUGCUGCCUGGUUUGAUAUGACCACCAUUCAUCAAAUCGAACGCGUUUCUGUACCAGAAUUCUUCACUGGUCGCAAUCGAUCCAAGACACCAGCGAUUUAUCAAGAUUACCGUGACUUUAUGAUCAACACCUUCCGACUCAAUCCAAAGGAAUAUCUUGCUGUCACUGCUUGUCGACGGAAUUUGGCAGGAGAUGUAUGUGCUAUCAUGCGUGUACAUGCCUUUUUGGAACAAUGGGGUCUAAUCAAUUACAAGUGUGAUCCUGCCACAGUACCAUCAACGGUUGGACCACCUUUUACCGAUCAUUUUCGAAUCACUGCAGAUACACCAAGAGGACUUCAACCAUUCAAACCCAACUUCAAAUCACUUGGAAACAAUACGGAUACCAAUAAAGCAGCCAAAGACGAUUCUUACGAUUCAUGGCGACAAAAACUAUUUGAUGGGGAUGGAUUCACACAUACAACAAAAUCAUGGUUCUGUAUCACAUGUGGAGCUGAAUGUACAAAAGAACGAUAUCACAGUCUCAAGACAAGGAAUAUGGAUCUUUGCCCAGUAUGUUAUCAACAAGGACGAUUUCCAGCCACGAUGUUUAGCAGUGAUUUUAUCAAGUAUAGUACCUCCUCCAUCAGUGAUACAUGGUCAGAUCAAGAAACGUUACUUUUACUAGAAGGCAUUGAAUUAUAUGAUGAUGAUUGGAACGCCAUUGCUGAACAUGUUGGAACACGAACAAGAGAACAGUGUCUAUCUCACUUUUUACAACUCCCUAUUGAAGAACCUUAUCGAUCAGAUCAACCUUCAUCGGAUGCGAUUGAACACAAACGAACACCUUUCUCUCGUGCUGAUAAUCCUGUCAUGUCCAUCCUUGCCUUUUUAGCAUCUGCCGUGGAUCCAGAAGUAGCAGCCACAGCGGCGGAUGCUGCCAUUCAAGUACAAACGAGACAGAAGAAGGAUCAUAUGGUACAAACGAGACAGAAGAAGGAUCAUAUGGAUAUAGACGAUAGACCAAGCAAAAAACCACGAACAGCCAUGGAGAAGACAGCAUCUGUAGCUCUUGGAUCAGCAGCAGCAAAGGCACAUUCCUUGGCCGGUAUUGAAGAACGGGAAAUCCAAAGAUUGGUGCAUGCGGUGGUGGAAAACGAGAUCAAGAAACUGGAACUCAAGAUGGAACAUUUCGAUGACUUGGCUUUGGUACUGGACAACGAAUUAGAAGCCAUCACCCAACAACGCCGCAUGAUCUUUAUGCAACGACUGGCCCACAAGAAAACAGCAGCUUUACUGGACAAUCUGGAUGAUCCUGCCUCCUUGCCUUCUUUAUUGGACUCGUAUCUAUUCAAAGAACAUUAUCGUUUGGCUCCUCUCUCUGAUCAAGCAUUGAUGCCACCAACCGAUGAAGAAAAACAAAAUCAAUCCAUUUUAUCUCUUUGAUUCGUUAGUAUUCCCUUUUUUUUUAAUGAAAUAAAGAUGUUUUUUUUUUUUUAUGAAAUAAAGAUGAAAUAAUAUAAAGAUACGGAUGGAUCAAGAUGAUGGGAUGAU